AAGUUUCCGUUGUGCUGCAAAGAGAAACUGGGGUCUAUAUCUGAGGAUGUUGUAGAUGAAAUCAGAGAGAGUUACGCCACAUGGGGUGAGAGAGUGCCUGGGCACAAGAGCGUAAAAUGUUGAGUAAGAAGGGGAGGAGAGAACAGGGGAGGAGAGGGGUUGAGAUUGUUUAGGAAGGGUGAGUGGUUAUUUGUCUGUCUUGUUCUGCCCUCCCUUGCUCUCUCUCUUUCAGGGUUUUCUCUUUAUACUUUCUCUUUACAAACUGAACGGGAAAGAGACUGUUUAAAAAAUAUCGGCUACUUCUGGAGAACUGACCAAGGAAAUUGAGGAUUUAUGAAGUGAGGACUUUAUGAAUGCAGGCUUGAAAAAACACAAUUUUUAAAGAUUGUUUGUAAACAGUUUUUAGAGCUUGUUUGUAAACAGUUUUGAGAGAUUAUUUGUUUGCACUUUUCUGGACAAGACGUUUCCCCUCCACUCUUUCUAAACCACAGCAGCUGUCUCCAUUCCUGUUGGACUAUGGUAUAUUCUGGCGCUCUGCCCCUAUCUGGGUUACCUGAUUUCAUUGGAUUAUUCUUUGGAUUACUGAGGAACACUGGUGAAGAUAUAUUGGAUAAAGUGUGCUCUUUUCAACUCAAGCUGUCAACCAUAAAGAUACAAUGAAAUCAGUUACUAAGCUGUCCAUGCCAGACAUGACAGACAUCUAGACCACUCCCUCAUUCAACUGUCACAGAUAGGGCUACCAGACACAAACCGCCAGGCUGCACUGAACAGAUCCCACUCGGACUAACACACCACAACCAGGAAUCCCUCCUCAGGACAAUGGCCACGGGAGGGAACGGGCUAGGAUCUGACCGGAGCCUGACAUCCACCUCCCAGCCGCCCAGUGCCUCUGACCGGAGCCUGACAUCCACCUCCCAGCCGCCCAGUGCCUCUGACCGGAGCCUGACAUCCACCUCCCAGCCGCCCAGUGCCUCUGACCGGCGGCAGGUGGACAAGGCCCUGAAGAGGCUGGAGAAGCUGCAUCGGCUGUGUACCAACCCCAGGCUGGGCCUGAGGAACAGCCCCCCGUACCUCCCCGAGGUGGUCUCAGAGACAGCCACGCUGCUCACCCAGGUGUGGGAGCCGUACAGGGGGCCUGCUGCUGGGGGGCAGGCCCCCCGGGGGGAUGAGGGGGAGUACCUGAGGAUCCAUGCAAGACACCUGCUGGAUAAGACUAACCGGGCCGUGCUGCUGUUUAAAGAGGGGCGCGAUAAGAUGUUCGAGGAGAUGUCCAGCUACAGGAGAAACUUGACCAAGCUGUCCCUGCUCUUCAGUCACAUGCUCUGGGAGCUGAGGGCCAUGUUUCCAGAGGGAAGAUUUCAAGGCGACACCUACAGGCUGACUAAGACAGAGGCCGGAGAGUUCUGGAGGCGAGCAUUUGGAAACAAGUGUAUUGUGCAGUGGAGCAGUUUUAAGCAGCAUCUCCGUAGGGUCCAUGGCUUUGAAGAGGGGAUGGAGUCCAUGGCUCUAAAGUCAACUGUAGAUCUCACCUGUAACGACCACAUCUCAGUGUUCGAGUUUGACAUCUUCACCAGGCUAUUCCAGCCCUGGAGGUCUCUUCUGAGGAACUGGAACCAGUUGGCAGUGACCCACCCCGGCUACAUGGCCUUCCUCACCUACGACCAGGUCAAAGCCCGCCUCCAAAACUACCUGCACCGGCCCGGGAGCUACAUCUUCCGUCUGAGCUGCACUCGGAUGGGCCAGUGGGCCAUUGGUCAUGUGACUGGUGAUGGCAGCAUCGUACAGACGAUCCCCCAGAAUACACCUCUCUACCAGGCCCUCAUCCAGGGCUUCAGGGAGGGCUGCUAUCUUUACCCUGACGGACGUGAUGUGAACCCAGACCUCACCAGUCUGUGUGAACCAGCACAGAGAAGCAGGGUCAAAGUCACAGAGGACGAGUAUGAGAUGUACUGUGAGAUGGGUAGUACCUUCCAGCUGUGUAAGAUCUGUACAGAGAGAGACAAGGACACACGCAUCCAGCCCUGCGGACACCUGCUGUGCCAACCCUGCCUCACAGGAUGGCAGAAGUCGGAUGGACACACCUGCCCAUACUGUCGCUGUGACAUCAGAGGGACAGAGUCCAUCCUGGUGGAGCCUUACCUGUCUGUCAGCGAGGAAGAUGAAGAUGAAGAUGACCUGGAGGAUGUACAGCUAGUCAUGAAAAAACUAGCCUAUAUGAAGAGGAUGUCGUCUGAAGAGUACCAGUUCCCCAGCUCUCGCCUGGCUCCACCCCUCCCUCCCAAACACAGCACCUUCUCCCACUGCCCUUCCCCACAAGCCCCCUUACGGCCCUCCGAUAUACUGGCCAAAUACUCCCACUCUAACUCGCGUUCUGCUCACAAUGACACCCCCUCAGACAGAGCGCACACACACCACACUGCCAGCACGAAAAGAUGCCAGUGGGAGGAGCUAGCUAGAAGUGAGGAGGAGAAUUCUGGGGGGUUCAGACAACCGCCCACACUCCCAAUCUCUCACAGUGAGGAUUCUGUCUCAGAGCCAAACCUCCCCUCCUGUUCCGUCUCCUCCCAGUCCUGUGGAGAGGUUGAAGUCAGAAGUUUAUAUACACCUUAGCCAAAUACAAAUACAUUUAUUACAAAUAAGUUUUUCACAAUUCCUGACAUUUAAUCCUAGUAAAGAUUCCCUGUCUUGGGUCAGUUAGGAUGACCACUUUAUUUGUAUAAUGUGAAAUGUCAAAAUAAUAGUAAAGAGAAUGAUUUAUUCCAGCUUUUAUUUCUUUCAUCACAUUCCCAUUGGGUCAGAAGUUUACAUACACUCAAUUCGUAUUUGGUAGCAUUGCCUUCAAAUGGUUUAACUUGGGUCAAACAUUUCAGGUAGCCUUCCACAAGCUCCCUGCAAUAAGUUGGUUGAAUGUUGGCCCAUUCCUCCUGACAGAGCUGGUGUAACUGAGUCAGGUUUGUAAGCCUCCUUGCUUGCACACGCUUUUUUAGUGCUGCCCACAAAUUGUCUAUAGGAUUGAUGUCAAGGCCUUGUGAUAACCACUCCAAUACCUUGACUUUGUUGUCCUUAAGCCAUUUUGCCACAACUUUGGAAGUAUGCGUUGUCCAUUUGGAAGACCCAUUUGCGACCAAGCUUUAACUUCCUGACUGAUGUCUUGAGAUGUUGCUUCAAUAUAUCCACAUCAUUUUCCGUCCUCAUGAUGCCAUCUAUUUUGGGAAGUGCACCAGACCCUCCUGCAGUAAAGCACCCCCACAACAUGAUGCUGCCACUCCCGUGCUUCACGGUUGGGAUGGUGUUCUUCAGCUUGCAAGCCUCCCCCUUUUUCCUCCGAGCAUAAGGAUGGUCAUUAUGGUCAAACAGUUCUAUUUUUGUUUCAUCAGACCAGCGGACAUUUCUUCAAAAAGUACAAACCUUUGUAUUUUGGUACAAACCAUUCGUUUCUAGGACACAGAACACUUCUCCUUCCUGAGCGGUAUGACAGCUGCGUGGUCCCAUGGUGUUUAUACUUGCGUACUAUUGUUUGUACAGAUGAACGUGUUACCUUCAGGCGUUUGGAAAUUGCUCCCAAGGAUGAACCAGACCUGUGGAGUUCAACAAUGUUUUUGCUGAGAUCUUGGCUGAUUUCUUUUGAUUUUCCCACAAUGACAAGCAAAGAGGCUCUGAGUUUGAAGGUAGGCCUUGAAAUACAUCCACAGAUACACCUCGUAUUGACUCAAAUGAUGUCAAUAAGCCUAUCAGAAGCUUCUAAAGCCAUGACAUAAUUUUCUGGAAUUUUACAAGCUGUUUAAAGGCAGAGUCAACUUAGUGUAUGUAAACUUCUGACCCACUGGAAUUUAGAUACCAUGAAUUAUAAUUUCAAUUAUCUGUAUGUAAACAAUUGUUGGAACAAUUACUUGUGUCAUGCACAAAGUAGACUAACCGACUUGCCAAAAUAAUAGUUUGUUAACAAGAAAUUUGUGGAGUGGUUGAAAAACGAGUUUUAAUAACUCCAACCUUAGUGUAUGUAAACUUCCGACUUCAACUGUAUAUAUUCCUAUCUAACAUUUAUCUUGAAGGUGGAGCAGCCUGGUUAGGGGCCUCAGAUUCAGUGAAACAGAAGAAGAGAUACAAAUAAAGGAGUGAAAAGACGUCAGAGCUCGGGUACAGCCAGAGAGAGCGGGAGAGAACCAUGUCCUCCUGACGCUGGGAGAAAAGAUAAGCACAACAUCUCUGACUCAAGAAUGGAUGGAUAAUAGGAAUAUGAAAGGUUGAUUUCCACUGUACCUGAUAAACAGCCAUUGUUAAUCUUAUGUACAUGUAUCUUAUGUAUGCCUUAAUAUGGAGGGAGAAUGCCCUGUUGAUCUACUAAUAAUGACAUCAAAGUGGAUGGACAAGGACAGACUGAUGGAGCGACUCACUGAUGCCCUCUGCUGCACAGCAGAGUAAGCUGCUGCACAGUAAACAGAGUAAGCUGCUGCACAGUAAACAGAGUAAGCUGCUGCACAGUAAACAGAGUAAGCUGCUGCACAGUAAACAGAGUAAGCUGCUGCAAAGUAAACAGAGUAAGCUGCUGCACAGUAAACAGAGUAAGCUGCUGCACAGUAAACAGAGUAAGCUGCUGCACAGUAAACAGAGUAAACUGCUGCACAGUAAACAGAGUAAGCUGCUGCACAGUAAACAGAGUAAGCUGCUGCACAGUAAACAGAGUAAGCUGCUGCACAGUUCCAAUAACAGGUGAAAUCCUUCCAUUGCUUGAUGUGUGUAUGUAGGGCAUUGAAAAUAUGCUACCUCAUAAUUUACCCCAUACUCAUACCCAUACCCCAAAACAUAUUGCAAACCUAGGCUUUAAUUCAUGACUGCAAAUUACGGCGUGGGGCAGAGUCCUUCAGAACGUUGUCCAGGUUGUAUGACUGGUACGGUAUAUAGCCUACAUACUAUAGUUGUAUGUUAAUAUGAUCAAACAUGAAACACAAAUAAAUAUUUUGCACAUCC
Molecule: messenger RNA, 4968 nt
Organism: Oncorhynchus masou masou (cherry salmon)
Lineage: Eukaryota; Metazoa; Chordata; Actinopteri; Salmoniformes; Salmonidae
Product: E3 ubiquitin-protein ligase CBL-like
Exons: 12
Coding region: 820-2610 (596 amino acids)
Biological process (GO): cell surface receptor signaling pathway; negative regulation of epidermal growth factor-activated receptor activity
Cellular component (GO): membrane raft; plasma membrane
Molecular function (GO): phosphotyrosine residue binding; receptor tyrosine kinase binding; SH3 domain binding
Source: RefSeq, a predicted model, not a curated record